Cariama cristata (Red-legged seriema) is the source of this 3122-nucleotide messenger RNA. RefSeq names its product cadherin-like and PC-esterase domain containing 1 (gene CPED1). Lineage: Eukaryota; Metazoa; Chordata; Aves; Cariamiformes; Cariamidae. The record is from RefSeq and is a predicted model, not a curated record. The transcript is spliced from 20 exons.
AUGGAGAACACCCAAGGCAGAGUAGGAGUCGACCACUGCUUUCAAUGCUCUGCUGACUUUCUUUCUCAUCCCCUUGGUACUUUUUCAGACCUGCAGCUCCCGGUUGUCACCCCAGAGUGUUCCAGUCAGCAUGAGCUGUCAAGCAAGGUGUCCCAGGGCAGCGAGAGCACUGACAAGACACAGAGGGCCCAUCUGCGGGACUGGUGGAAGCAGAGCACGAGCGCCCAGCUGAAUCAAGUAUCGGUUUCACCAGACCACAAGGACAUCUUUAAAGCUCAAGACCUUUCUGUCAUCAUCAAAGCGUAUGUGCUUGUGACAUCCUUAACACCUCUGCGGGCAUUCAUUCAUUCAACCACCACUGUCUGGCAUCCACCCAAGAAGAAGCACUUUUCCAUAAAGCUGCAAAGGUUUUUUGAGAUAUUCUUCAAAAGCAGUUCUCCCCAACAAGCCUUCAACAACAUGAAGGAAGCUAUAAGCAAACUUCUACUUAUAACUGAGGUCUUCAGUGAAUCAUCUGCCUCAGGACCAAAUUCUUUCAAUAGAUGCAGCCAAUGUUUUCAAAUGCUGACCUUUGACAUUGGAUUCGGCACUUCCAUAUACCCAGUAGUUCUUGAGGUGCAUGAAAACUUUGACUUUCAAGACGAGGACGAAUCAAAUAUUCAGGACCAAACUUUCAAAGAAUUUCUUUUUGAAGAUACUUUUAAAUUUCUCUUAUCUAAUGAAUCCUCAACAUCCAGUUUCAUAGAAGCUUUACAAAAAAUAUAUGGAUCAGCUGUGAGCAAGGAUGGAAAUUACCACAGAGAAGAUGAGCAAUGUUUCUCUUUAGAAGAGAUAAAUUCAAUGUUUACUUUCAUAAAGGAGCUGAAGAGUCUUGGACAAUUUGAACUGCUUUUCCCUUCUGCUGCACCCAAGACUCAAACUUUACUGCGUGACCUUUAUCACAUGGUAGACCCAAUGAGACGGCUUAGUUCAGUCCUGACUGUACAUUGGUUGCUUUCCAGUUUAGUUGAACGAUUCCAGUUCAUGACUGAAGAGGGACAUACAAGUCUUUCAGAAUGGAGAGGCAAGAAGAACUCUAGAAACUCAACUCAUACUAUAAUGAAAUGGUUACAGCCUAGGAAUUCUUCUCAAGAAAAUGCAAGUCCUAAGCAGAACGUUCCUUCUGACUUCAGGAAGAAUCAUGAAGCAUUGCAUUAUUCCAGUAAGACUAAAGAAAGACAAUGCAGUUAUGAUAAAGAUACCCUAUCUCAUCUCAGGCAGAUCUUCACCAGUCCACAGCUGGACUUGAAUCCUCAGUUUAACCCAAAAAUCAAAGAAUACUACGCAGAAGUCCCAUUCGACAUGGUCACAGUGAAGAUAGGAGCAGAACCCUCUAACUGUCAAUGCCAAGUACACCUUGACGAGAAGAAAGGGCCAAGCAUUGCUAACUACCCCCUUGGCCUUGGAUUGAACAAAGUCAUCAUUCUCGUAACAGAUGAUUCGCACCCCAGCCCUCAGGUUGUGAGCAGCUACAAAAUCACAAUUUAUCGAGAGGACCGCCCUAGCCUGCCUUUGUUUGAUGACUAUAUGAUGUGUGGAUUUGUGCAGGACUGUGGUUCUCGAAUUCGUCCAGAGGAGUCCUGUGGCUUGCAGCCCCUGUCUCAUGAAUACCUCUCAGCAAUUUCACAGACGAUGUUUAAGACCUGUGAAGCUGGAGACACAAAAGGGCAGUGGAUUGUCCCUUGCCUCAGCUGCUCUGACAACAGGACCUGCGACUGGAGAGAAAUAACGUGGCAGCCCCACGGCUGCCAAUAGCUAACCAAGCCUGAGCUCCAGCGCUGUGUGGAGGGCAGAAGGAUUCUUUUUAUAGGUGACUCAACUAACAGAGGGAUGAUGUACUAUCUAAUAGAAAGAGUGAAUAAGACUCUUCAGGAGUGGCAAAAGACUCAUGACGUUAAAUUUUACCAUAAUAUCAAUGAAGGGAAAACAUUUAUCAGUUACUCCUACUACCCCCAGUUUUGGAUGAACGCAAACCAGAGACCGACUUUUGAAAAAGCACUAGAACAACUGCUGCAGAGAUCACGUCCUCUGGAGAACACAGACCAGACCGUAUUAAUUGUAGGUGGCGUUCAGUGGCUUAAUUCCAAUCACCUGCAAAUUAUCCAAAAGGUGUUGAACAGGGAAAAUCUAUCAAAUAUCCUGGUAAUUAUCAAAUCCAUAGGGAUGGGCUUUCAUCUCCCAGUGGAUGGAAUACAUUCUCUAUCACAGGCAGAAGUGCAAAACUUGUGGAAUGAAAAUUUGAUUAUUCUGGAUACAGCAAAAAAUUUUGGCUAUGAAGUUGUUGACACCUUUGUCAUCACCAUGGGACGUUACAAAGAAUUCCUGCAAGGGAAGUGCGGCUGUCAUUUCCAUGAGGUGGUGAAAUCCAAUCCCUCUGAGGAACGUCCACACAUAACAAUGACGUUAUCGAGGCACUAUGCACUGGGGAAAUAUUUCGGCAGUCAAAGCAAGCCAUCACAACUGCAGGACUAUGCAACAAAUUCUCAGUCCCCAUAUCACGUCCGAGGUCCAAUAAAUCAAGUUUAUUCUGAAAUCCUUCUCAGCAGGCUCUGUGCAAGUAAGAGGGAGCUUGUCAGCACAUAGCCUCUCUUGGAUACAGCGCUGCGACUUGAGAUGUGCCACUACCUGAGUGACAAUUGAAGGACCAUGGUGAAUUUAUGGCAUGCUUCCUUCACUGGCUGCACACACAUCAACAGAGUUUUGGACAUGUGGCAUUUGUCCUGAAGCUUUAUGAAGUCAAGCUAUGCCCUGGCAACUCUGUGGUGUCAAAAUGGAAGAUGAAGGGUUGCAAAGGAGAGAAGAGGGGAAGUUACUUGAACUGUUGCCAAAGGCUAGAACAGCUGUAGCUCAGGCAACUGUGUAUUAAUGAUAGUAAAGACAGAGAAAUAUAUACACUUGAAAAAUUUGGAAAGGACUGCUUUAGCUCUUCAGCACUAUCUAGUUUUCUAUUUAUAGAGACACUGUAAUAUUUGAAUGUAUUUAGAAACUGGCUACAUUCCAUUUUAAAGAGUUUUAUUCUAUGUAGAUGGAUUCCCUUUCAAUAUCAAACCUUUUCUAUUUAGACACUUGGUUUAUACAAUUUG